Quercus lobata is the source of this 1078-nucleotide messenger RNA. RefSeq names its product proline-rich family protein. The transcript has a single exon. Lineage: Eukaryota; Viridiplantae; Streptophyta; Magnoliopsida; Fagales; Fagaceae. The record is from RefSeq and is a predicted model, not a curated record. The coding region runs from base 311 to 889 and encodes 192 amino acids.
UGUUUCUUUUGAUCUUUUAGAUAUGUUUUGUGUAUCAUACCACCUUUUUUUCUACUACCUCCCAAAAAGAGAGAGGGAAAGAGAGGAGAGAGACAUAGUAAAUAGAACACUUGAGAAACCAAAUACAAAAAGGGUAUUAGGAAAUGUCCUCCUUAACAGAAAUACACACCAAUUCAUCAUUAAAGAAGAAGCCUCUAAAUUUAACUUUUUAAAAGAGUCAUCCACACACAUGUAUAGGUUAAAGUAACCUAUCUAGUACUAGUUGGCCUCAUUUGGUUCCGUCCCAAAAAAGUCCCAGAGCACAUUAAGUAUGACAAGUUUCAGUCCCAAAGACACAAUGCCUUAUACCAUUCCAAUUCAGAUGGGUCACUGCAACCACUUGGCUUCUAUGAGAAACAAAUGGUGUUCUUGGUUCUGCAGGAUAUGGAUCAUGGGGCUGCUAAUAUUUGCGAAUGUAACAUCUGAGGAUCAAAUUGGAGCUCCCUCAUCCGGUUCACUAUGUAUCAGUGAUUGUGCCACAUGUCCUGUCAUAUGUUCACCACCACCUCCUCUGCUAGAGUCAUUUCCACCACCAUUACCUCCAGUGCACCACUCACCACCCAAGUCCUACUACUCCAACCCUCCUCCACCACCAUCACUGCCAUCAUCACCACCAGCAUCACCGCCAAAGUCUUCCUCAUACCCUUCAUGGGGAACUCCUCCACCUCCCUUCAAGUACUACAACAAUAUGCCUCCUUCAGGUAGGAUGCCACCUAUGGCAGGACCCAAUGAUUACCCCUAUCCUUACUACUACUUUUAUGCCUCCAAGGCAGCUUCUUCCCUUCCACUUGAUGCUUCUUUUUACUUUAUGUUACUAUUUUUCUUUCAUUGUGUCUUUUAUUUUUGGUGAGUGUUGCAAGGUCCCAAGUUGUUCUAUGGGAAAAUCUAGCUGAUAAAUUUGAAGGAGCCAUUGUACUUAAGUUUAUUUGCUUCCUUUUGUUAUAUUUAGAGAUAAACUUUUUUUUUUGAAUGGUUUAAGAUGUAUUUAUUUGAUUUGUAUAGUGUGUUUGUUGUGAGAAAAUAAAGUACAAGCAUGCAU